AUGGCUCAAGACCAGGGAGCUGUCAUCGUGGUGGACACUGACAGCGAUCGCGAAGACGCGUCCAGUUUCUCGGGGGCAGGGACCUACAGUUAUGAUCUUGAGAUUUCUACAAGUUCUGUGGAAGAAGUAAGCACCUUUAAGUUAAGCAAAGAUAUUUGUUUAUGCUGUGGAGUGCUUGAGAUUCACACUCAACAUUCCUUGUUUCAUGGAGGAAUGUGUGCUCCUUCAUUAUCAAUCCUUUUGGAGAAGUUCUUCCUCUGUGGUGAUGAUGGGUACCAAGCUGACUGUACCAUCUGCUGCUAGGACACCAUGAUGGCUCUAAUAGUUGAUGAUUCAGCAUGUCACAGAUGCUUUUGUGAAGAAUGUGUGGAUAUUCUUGUUUAUCCUGGGCAUGCAGAGGAAAUAAAAGAAACAAGUCCCUGGAUAUGCCUCAUGUGUGCACCCCAGGGUGUAAAUGGAUUGCUAAAGAGGAGAACAAAAUGUGUGCAUCUGAAACAUUUCUAUGAUCAAGAAUCUAACAGUCCUAAUAUCUGGAUAUAUCAGCCAUUGUCUCCAUAAAGAAAAUCAAUGCGUGUGCUUUUGCUUUUUGAUAAUAUUACAGAGGAACUGAAAAGCUUGGGGUUUCUGGGGGAAAGGAGAGGUAAUGGGUAUCUAAAGUACGUGGAUGAUGUCACAGAUGUGGUAAGAAUACAUAUAGAAGAAUGGGGCCCAUUUGAUUUUAUUUUUGGCUCAACUCCCCCAGCAGCAAUAUUUUACAAACAUCCAUCUGUCUGGUAUUUUUACCAAUUUUUUCAUAUACUUCAGUAUGGAAGUCCUGAAGAAAAAGUAAAAAGCCAUUUUUUUUGGCUAUUUGUAGACAAUACUGUCUUGGAUAAAGCAGAGAGAGAUGCAGCUUCUCGCUUUUCUCAGAUGGAAGCAGUUCUCAGAUAUAAGCAAGAUGAUGGCAAUGUCCAGAACGCAGUAUACAUGCGGAGCAACAUUCCAUCUGUUAAUAGCAAAUGCUCUGCUUCAGCAUUGCACAUGGAUUUGUCUAUCUUGGCAAAGAACAUUUGCAGAUCUAGAAUUUUCUCUCAGCAUCCAGCUAUGCUGAUUAGGGAUUUUUUUGUUCCUUUGAAAGAAUAUUUUAGGGCCUUUUCAUAA
Messenger RNA from Python bivittatus (Burmese python), 1140 nucleotides. The record is from RefSeq and is a predicted model, not a curated record. Lineage: Eukaryota; Metazoa; Chordata; Lepidosauria; Squamata; Pythonidae.